Messenger RNA from Aspergillus novofumigatus IBT 16806, 405 nucleotides. RefSeq names its product DNA-binding protein. The record is from RefSeq and is a predicted model, not a curated record. The transcript has 4 exons. Gene Ontology annotation, cellular component: nucleus; cytosol. Gene Ontology annotation, molecular function: DNA binding. The coding region runs from base 1 to 405 and encodes 134 amino acids. Lineage: Eukaryota; Fungi; Ascomycota; Eurotiomycetes; Eurotiales; Aspergillaceae.
AUGGCUGACGCGGAGCUGGAAGAGAUCAGACGGGCCCGUCUCGCACAACUCCAGCAACAACAAGGUGGCGCUCGAGGAGCUGGUGGGGAGAAUCAGGAUGAACAAAGAAGACAAGCUGAAGCUGAACGUCGCUCCGCUAUCCUGAACCAAAUUCUUGAACCCGAAGCUGCCGAUCGGCUGGGACGAAUCCGUCUUGUUAAAGAAUCGCGCGCCAUCGAUGUCGAGAACAGGCUCAUCAUGCUUGCCCAGACAGGACAAAUCCGCCAGAAGGUCACCGAAGAACAACUCAAAGAGUUAUUGAACGCCAUUGCGGAAAGUCAACGGAAGGAGGAGGAGGAACAGAAGAUCGUUAUCUCUCGGCGCAAAGGCGGCUGGGACGACGACGAUGAUCUGCUGGAUUUAUAA